Molecule: messenger RNA, 1190 nt
Organism: Capra hircus (goat)
Lineage: Eukaryota; Metazoa; Chordata; Mammalia; Artiodactyla; Bovidae
Product: elongation of very long chain fatty acids protein 4
Biological process (GO): very long-chain fatty acid biosynthetic process; fatty acid elongation, monounsaturated fatty acid; fatty acid elongation, polyunsaturated fatty acid
Cellular component (GO): endoplasmic reticulum membrane
Molecular function (GO): fatty acid elongase activity
Source: RefSeq, a predicted model, not a curated record
GUGUCCAGGGUUCCUAGACCCUCAGGCUAGGGGAGGGGAGGGGAGGGGAGGCAGAGGAGGUGGUCUACGUGAGACACAAACCCCACUUGUACUCUUAGGUGCUCAGGAUGGCCGCAGCCCUGGAGAAACUCUGGAAUAAAUACUUGUGGGCCUUAGAGAACGGAGACCCGAGGACGGAUUCCUGGUUCCUGGUGCGCUCGCCGCUGGUGGUCACCCUCCUGCUGGCCGUCUACCUCCUCCUGGUGGUGGCAGGGCCUCGCCUUAUGUCCAAUCGGGAGGCUCUGAGUCUGGCAGGACCCCUCGCCGCCUACAACCUGGGCCUGGUGGUUCUCUCGGGGUACAUGUUCUAUGAGUUCAUGGCCACUUCGCUCCUGGCUAGCUACAGCUACCUCUGCCAGCCAGUAGACUACAGCCGCAGCGAGCUUGGGAUGAGGAUGGCGAGCGUGUGCUGGUGGUGCUUCUUCUCAAAGGCCGUUGAAUUACUUGACACGGUCUUCUUUAUAUUACGAAAGAGGCCUGAGCAGGUCACCUUCCUGCACGUCUACCACCACAGCACCAUGCUCUUCAACUGGUGGGCUGGGGUCAAAUACGUACCGGGGGGUCAAGCCUUCUUCGUCGGGAUGCUGAACUCUCUGGUCCAUGUCUUCAUGUACCUGUACUAUGGACUGGCCAGUCUGGGGCCCUGCCUGCGGCCCUCCCUGUGGUGGAAGCGGCACCUUACCAUCCUGCAGCUGGGUCAGUUUGUGGCCAUUGCCGCCCACUCCUCCUACAAUCUCUUUGCGGAGUGCCCCUUCCCCGACGGCUUCAACGUGGCUGUCCUCCUGUACUCCCUCAGCCUCCUGGCCCUUUUCCUCAACUUCUACCAGCAGACAUACCUGAGGAGCAAGCAGAAGAGACUGGCUUAAAGGGCAGGACCACGGAUGGAAACUAACAAAGCUGUGCCCACAGAGAGCUCACAUCCCACCUGGGCUGAGCAGAUUCCUCCGGCCCGAGUCUCAUGCUAUGAGCAAGGACAAGACGCGCCUCUAUUCCAGAGUGAACAGACAGAAGUGGACUCAGCUUCUUGAACCCACUUCUCAUGUGGAUUCGCCACUGUUUGUACACCUCCUUUCAGAUACACAAUAGAAAGGGUGUGUGUGUGUGGGGGGGGUGGCGCUCAGUUGUGUCUGAUUCUUUUGCAACGCCAUGGA